This is a messenger RNA of Guyanagaster necrorhizus, 1443 nucleotides long. Its product is annotated as CNDP dipeptidase. The transcript has 8 exons. The coding region runs from base 1 to 1443 and encodes 480 amino acids. The record is from RefSeq and is a predicted model, not a curated record. Gene Ontology annotation, molecular function: metallodipeptidase activity. Gene Ontology annotation, biological process: proteolysis. Lineage: Eukaryota; Fungi; Basidiomycota; Agaricomycetes; Agaricales; Physalacriaceae.
AUGCCUGCCCCCCCAGAAUUCAUCAAGUUCAUUGACGACAAUGCCGAAAACUUUAUCAAUCGUUUGGCUGAGGCAGUCGCUAUUCCAAGCGUGAGCGGCGAUGCCAAGUAUAGGCAGGAUGUCUUCAAGAUGGCCCACUGGCUUAACGCUCAGCUUAACUCUUACGGCGUCGAAACUCAGCUCACCGAUCUUGGAAAGCACGUUAUGGAUGGUCAGGAGCUUCAACUUCCGCCCGCGAUUCUGGGAAAGAUUGGAAACAAUCCGAAUAAGAAGACUGUGCUUAUCUACGGUCAUUUUGACGUUCAACCCGCUAACCUUUCUGAUGGAUGGUCCUCUGAACCAUUCGUACUUACUAUUAAUCGCGAGAAUGGUCAGCUAGUAGGCCGUGGAUCCACAGACGACAAGGGUCCUAUUCUUGGUUGGCUCAAUGUUCUUCAGUACCACGCUGAGAACCAGAAGGAUCUGCCAGUUAAUAUAAAGUUCUGCUUCGAAGGGAUGGAAGAGACCGGAAGUGAGGGUCUUGACGACCUCGUCAAGAAGGAGGCCCAAUCUGGAGGUUGGUUUGACGGCGUAGACUGUGUUUGCAUCUCUGAUAACUAUUGGCUCAACACCCGAACGCCCGUUUUGACUUAUGGCUUGCGUGGAAUUUCUUAUUACAAGAUAAUCGUCUCUGGUCCCAGUUGGGACCUCCACUCUGGUUCCUUUGGACGCACGAUACAUGAACCUAUGACGGACCUCGUGAUACUCAUGUCCAAGCUUGUGGAUACCAAAGGUCAUAUCCUUAUUCCUGGCGUCGACGAGAUGGUCCCGUCAGCAUUUGCGGAUGAGCGCUCUCUGUACGAGAAGCUCGACUAUUCCAUCGAGGACAUAGAAGCAGCUGCCGGCGCUAGCAUUGCGUUGUCUUCUGACAAGGUUGAAGUACUGAUGGGUCGGAUGCGAUCUCCCAGUCUAUCGCUUCACGGAAUUGAAGGUGCGUUUUAUGGUGCCGGCGGUAAAACUGUUAUUCCAGCCAAGGUGGCUGGGAAGUUCAGUAUCAGGCUGGUGCCCCCACAAACGCCGGAGAACAUUGCGCCUCUUGUAAACAAGUAUCUGGAAGCUGAAUUUGCGAAACUGGGUAGCAAGAACAAAUUGGUAGUGGAGGAAGUCCAUGGUGGCAAGCCGUGGCUAGCUGACCUGAACCAUUGGAACUUUGAGGCUGCCAAGGCUGCUACCAGGGCGGUGUACAAGCAGGAGCCUGACAUGACAAGGGAGGGUGGAUCCAUACCCGUCACAUUAACGUUUGCAGAAGCACUUGGUGCAAACGUCGUCCUUCUGCCAAUGGGGAGAGGGGAUGAUGGUGCACAUUCCACGAAUGAGAAGUUAGAUCGUUCCAAUUUCAUCGAAGGGUCUAAGCUUCUGGGCACUUAUCUCUAUGAACUUGCAGCCGUCCAGGGGAAGAAGUAA